This is a messenger RNA of Limulus polyphemus (Atlantic horseshoe crab), 2431 nucleotides long. RefSeq names its product serine/threonine-protein phosphatase PP1-gamma catalytic subunit-like. The transcript has 7 exons. The record is from RefSeq and is a predicted model, not a curated record. The coding region runs from base 204 to 1193 and encodes 329 amino acids. Gene Ontology annotation, cellular component: cytoplasm; nucleus. Lineage: Eukaryota; Metazoa; Arthropoda; Merostomata; Xiphosura; Limulidae. Gene Ontology annotation, molecular function: protein serine/threonine phosphatase activity.
CCAUUUUGACGAGGAUUUCACAUGGGUGUGACCGAAUAGUUCCGAGUGUUUAUUAGGCACAUGAUUGUUGGUUUUGAAAUAUUCAUGCCACUGUUUUCUUUUAAGUCAUUUAGUUUAUAUAUAUCUAGGAUUAGCAUAUAGGGGAAGGAUUUGAUAUUCUGCUUCGUCUUAAGACCAUUAAACCAUUCUACAGAUUUUAUCAAAUGGCUGAUUCUGACAAAUUAAACAUCGACAAUAUUAUAGCCCGACUUCUGGAAGUAAGAGGAUCUCGUCCAGGUAAAAAUGUACAGUUAAGUGAAGCAGAAAUUCGUGGAUUGUGUUUAAAGUCACGAGAGAUAUUUCUCAGCCAACCCAUCCUCUUAGAAUUAGAGGCUCCUCUUAAAAUAUGUGGAGAUGUUCAUGGGCAGUUUUAUGAUCUUUUACGACUUUUUGAGUAUGGGGGAUUCCCUCCAGAGAGUAACUACUUAUUCUUGGGGGAUUAUGUAGACAGGGGGAAGCAGUCUUUGGAGACAAUAUGCCUAUUAUUAGCUUAUAAAAUAAAAUAUCCAGAAAACUUUUUCCUUCUUCGUGGAAACCAUGAAUGUGCCAGUAUCAACAGGAUUUAUGGUUUUUAUGAUGAAUGUAAAAGAAGAUACAACAUUAAACUCUGGAAGACGUUCACAGACUGUUUCAACUGUUUGCCAGUAGCUGCUAUUGUUGAUGAAAAGAUCUUCUGUUGUCAUGGAGGUUUAAGUCCAGAUCUUCAGUCGAUGGAACAAAUUCGGCGUAUAAUGCGACCCACAGAUGUACCAGACCAGGGGCUCUUGUGUGAUUUACUUUGGUCAGACCCAGAUAAGGAUGUCAUGGGAUGGGGAGAAAAUGAUCGUGGUGUUUCCUACACGUUUGGUGCUGAUAUAGUAGCCAAGUUUCUACACAAACAUGAUCUGGAUUUAAUAUGUCGAGCUCAUCAGGUUGUAGAAGAUGGAUAUGAAUUCUUUGCAAAGCGUCAGCUGGUGACACUUUUCUCAGCUCCAAACUACUGUGGUGAAUUUGACAAUGCAGGGGCCAUGAUGAGUGUCGAUGAAACACUCAUGUGUUCAUUUCAGAUCCUGAAACCUGCUGACAAGAAAAAUUUUCCAUAUGGCAAAAUGACUUCAAAUCGUCCAAUCACACCUCCUCGAGGCCAGUUGAGCAAGAAAAACAGCAAAAAAUGACACUAUCCUGUUAAAACUGUCAAUGUUUAAAGUGUUUUCUGGAUGAACAGUUAGGUGGAAAUUUCCUGUUCAAUAUGGGCACAUGGAUACCAGAAUAAAAAGCUUCAUCAAAUAUUCAGUUCUAAGCUUUCAUAGUUGCAAAAUAUACAUAUAUUUUGAAAAAGUUUUAUUUUUCUUAAUUUGCAUAGUUGCAUAUCAUAGAUAUGCCCAUAACCACCUGGUUUAUUCCUAUCAGAACAUUCUUUGAUUUUAGGUUGUACAGUGGAUAUUACAAAUUGCUUAUGAUAACCUUUUUAUUCCUGUUUCAAUAUAAGUUUAUUUUUAGAUGUGAUCAGAAUUUCUUACUUGACAUCAAUUUGGGUGUUUGCUGUUACUGCUAAAGACCUACAGGUUUUCAGAAGUGAAAUAUUUCAUGUAUAUACAGACACAUAUUUCAUCUAUAAAUGUUGCACAAAUUUUUAUGAUAUUAGUUUUGUUAAAAUGUUGACCAAGAAUACAAACUUGUAUACAGUUUAUAGCUAAACAAAACUGUACUUAUAAAAAAGAGGUUUGAAAAAUGAUGUCAGUUAUAUUUAAAACCUUGGAUACUAGAAUGUUAACUGUAAGUUAAAAGACUUUAUUGUUUAAAAAUAAUGUGAUGAAAUGUGCUACAGGUAAAAAUGUUACGACUGUUUCAAUCAUGUUUUGCUGCAUACAGAAAUUAUACUAAGGUAGGGUAUAUGUUCAAAAAUUUAAUUUUACAACAAUUCCUCUUCCAUGAGUUGACCACCUUGAUGAACUAUAUGAUAAUGCUCUGUAUGUACCCAGUCAUAGUCCAAAUCAAUGUCUUGCAAAGUGCAGUGAAAGUGUUAUUGAAAUUAAAUAAUUAGGAAUGAUAGGUAGAUGCACAGUGGGAUAAAAGGUGACCGGUCUGAGUCUAGUGUAAUCAGAUUUCAUUUGUUGCUUCUACAUUAUUCUGAGAAUCUAUGCUAAGAACUGUUUUCAAAUAACCUUUGGUUUUCUUCCAGUUUAUACUGAUGCAAAGAAAUAUGAUCACGAUAUUUUAUCGGUUAUGUUUUGUGAUACAGUAACUUGAAAAAAAAACAACUUCAACAGUAUAUAGUGCCUAGUAAAUAGUAGCAGUACAGUACUUAAUGAUGCGUUACAUGUGAAUGUGUUAAGAAAGUUAAGAAAUUGCUUAAUAUUAUGUUAUGCAAGAGGACAUUAUAAUGGUCGUAAUAAAAUUAUAUUAAAAUAUA